This is a messenger RNA of Verticillium alfalfae VaMs.102, 1152 nucleotides long. Its product is annotated as norsolorinic acid reductase. The transcript is spliced from 2 exons. The coding region runs from base 1 to 1152 and encodes 383 amino acids. The record is from RefSeq and is a predicted model, not a curated record. Lineage: Eukaryota; Fungi; Ascomycota; Sordariomycetes; Glomerellales; Plectosphaerellaceae.
AUGUCCUUCUUUGCUUCACCCUCCAAACCCAAGACUUCCCUCGGCUGGCAUCGCCCCUUGAGCCCUACAGCCGGCGUCAAGGUCAGCCCGAUCGCCCUGGGCGGCAUCUCCAUCGGAAACUCAUGGAGCGAGCUCUUCGGCACGAGCACCGACGCGUUUGGCCUUCUCGACGCCUUCUACGAUCUCGGCGGCAACUUCAUCGACACGGCAAGCAGCUACAAUGGAGAAGAGUCAGAACAGCUCAUUGGUGAAUGGAUGGAGAAGCGUGGCGUGCGCGACCAGAUGGUCAUCGCGACCAAGUUUACGUCCGUAUACCGAUACCACAACCGCGAGGGCGAGCCGAUACAGAGCAACUUUACCGGCGCAUCGGCCAAGAGCAUGCACCUCUCGGUCAAGGCCAGCCUGAAGAAGCUGCGGACUGACUACAUUGACGUGCUGUACUUGCACUGGUGGGACUUUUCGACGUCGGUCGAGGAGGUCAUGACGCACCUGCACGCCCUCGUCAUGGCGAGGCAGGUGCUGUAUCUGGGCGUAUCGGACACGCCGGCGUGGAUCGUCGUCAAGGCCAACGAGUUUGCGCGCCGCAACGGGCUGACGCCCUUCUCCGUGUACCAGGGCCGCUGGAAUGCGGCGUUCCGCGACAUGGAGGCCGAGAUCAUCCCCAUGUGCGAAGACCAGGGCAUGGGCAUCGUGUCCUGGGCGUCGCUGGGCGGCGGACAGCUGACGACGGCGGCACAGCGCCAGGCCAUGGCCGACGACGACGAGGCGCCCAAGGGCUACGGCCCCAAUAGCUUCGACGUGCCCGUGUCCGAAGUCAUCGAGCGCUUGGCCCGGGAGAAGAACGUCACCUUCCAGCAGGUCGCGCUGGCCUACCUCUUCCACCAGUCGACCUACGUUUUCCCCAUUGUGGGCGUGCAGUCGGUCGAGCAUAUCAAGGCCAUCCCUGCCGCGAUCGAGGUCGAGCUGUCCAAGGAGGAUAUCGGGGACUUACACGCUGCCGCGGCCUUUAACCCGCUGUUCCCGAACACGUUCCUCUUUGACAAGGAUCCUUACAGCACCAAGCUCACUUUUGCCCACCAAACUCAUUUGCAGAUGACGACUUGGUUGGAUGCACCCUCCAAGGAUGAUCAGGCUUGGAAUUCGAUGACAUGA